Molecule: messenger RNA, 1151 nt
Organism: Cornus florida
Lineage: Eukaryota; Viridiplantae; Streptophyta; Magnoliopsida; Cornales; Cornaceae
Exons: 2
Coding region: 224-1060 (278 amino acids)
Source: RefSeq, a predicted model, not a curated record
AAUGGCAGAUGGGUGGACAAACAAGAGAGGGAGAACAUUGCUUAAUUUCCUAGUAAAUAGUCCAAGGGGAACCAUGUUUAUUGAAUCGAUAGAUACUUCUUCUUUUUCAAAGGAUGGUGCAAAGAUGUUUGACUGACUUAAUAAAUUUGUGAACCGCAUUAGAGUAGCAAAUGUCGUUCAAGUCGUCACAGAUAGUGAAUCAAGCAAUAAGUCUGCCGGGAGGAUGUUAGAGAAAGAACACCCACAUUUGUAUUGGACACCAUGUGCUGCUCAUUGCUUAGACUUGAUGUUAGAAGACAUUGGGAAAAUACCGUCCAUCUCUAGAACAAUGCAGAGUGCGGUGGAGUUGAAUAGUUAUAUCUAUAUGCGUCCAAAGUUGUUGAACAUUAUGAGGAACUUUACUCAUAAAAAGGAGUUGCUUAGGCCCGCUAAGACUCGAUUUGCUACAUGUUUCAUCACAUUAUCAAGUAUUCACAAGCAAAAGAAUAACUUGAGAAAGAUGUUUACUUCAGAAGAAUGGAAUCGUAGUAAAUGGGCGAAAGAGGAAGCCGGUAAAAGAGUUGCUUCUUAUGUUUUGAUGCCUUCCUUUUGGAACAACAUUGUCUUUAGCCUUAAGGUUUCCGGUCCUCUUAUUCCGGUUUUGAGAUUAGUUGAUGGCGAGAAAAAGCCUCCCAUGGGAUACAUUUAUGCGGCUAUGGAUAGGGCUAAAGAAGCCAUUGCAAAAUCAUUUGGGGAAGUAGAAGACAAAUACAAGGAUAUCUUUGAAAUAAUUGAUAAGAGGUGGAAUGUUCAACUUCAUCGCCUUUUGCAUGCAGCAGGUUAUUAUUUGAACCCAGAAUACUUUUAUUCAAAUCCGAAAAUUGAAGAAGAUGAAGAGAUUGCAAAGGGUUUGUAUGCACGCAUUGCAAGGUUAAUCCCAGAUAUCAAAGACCAAGACAAAAUUACUGAGGAGCUGUCCUUAUAUUCUAAAGCUGAGGGCCUCUUUGGUAAUCCCUUUGCUAUUAGACAGAGAAAUACACGAGGACCAGGUAAAGUGGUAAAGUAUAUUAAGUUAGUAUAGCUAAGUGUUAAAAUUAUUUUGACAAUAGAGUCGAUAGAAAGAUGAAGCUAAAGUUGCUAAACAUCAUUAUUAAUUUUUUUUAAUAGUUAAU